Messenger RNA from Clarias gariepinus (North African catfish), 1956 nucleotides. It is a transcript of the gene trmo, whose product is annotated as tRNA methyltransferase O. Bases 205 to 1602 code for a protein of 465 amino acids. The transcript has 6 exons. The record is from RefSeq and is a predicted model, not a curated record. Lineage: Eukaryota; Metazoa; Chordata; Actinopteri; Siluriformes; Clariidae.
GGGAUACUUUCUAUUCAAUCAUGGAGCAGGAGGGCGGGGCUUUGUUACAAUGCGGAAGUGAAUCAACAACACGCUUUCUAAAGGGAAAUCUAAGGCAUAUCCAUAUGUACAGUGUUAAUCUGAGAUUAAAUUUAGGUUUAUACGAUUUAGACCCCUGGGAAGCUGGAUUCUCUGUUUUAAAUUAAAAAAAAAUUUGUUAUAAAAAUGUCGUCUGGCACGUGCAGCUGUUCCGAACAUGUGCAGUGGCUCAAACAGCAAGUUUCAGUCAUGAGGAAAGAGCUGAAGAACCUCAGGCAGUAUCUGGAGAGCUCGGUUCGAGCCCACAGGAAACACAUGGCAUCUCUGCACUCUACACUGAAGGAUGUUUUCGAUAACAAGCAGAUGAUGAAGAAGAGUCAGUCCUUCUCCUCUUCAUCAUCAUCAUCAUCAUCAUCAUCAUACCUCGCUCAGAGUGCAGAGGGGAUGGAGCUGUCUUUAGAGAGAGGACAUAUUCGCACCGCUCCAAUUGGAUUCAUCGCUUCCUGUUUCGAUCAGAAGAACGGCACGCCCAGACAGCCGGCCGUCUGCAGCUCGUCUCGAGCUCGUCUCAAAAUUCAGUCCAAUGUGUUCAACAACCCUGAGCAUGCUCUCACUGGCCUGCACCACUACUCCCAUGUCUGGCUCAUCUUUCUCUUCCAUAAGAACGGACACAUGAGCUAUAAAGCUAAAGUGAAGCCUCCUCGACUGAACGGAGAGAAAGUGGGAGUUUAUUCCACACGCAGCCCUCACCGACCCAACGCCAUUGGCCUCACCCUUGCCAAGCUGGACGCUGUCACAGGUGAUGUCCUGCACCUGUCAGGUGUGGAUCUGAUCUCCGGCACUCCCGUGCUCGACAUUAAACCCUAUAUCCCCGAUUACGACUCUCCCGUCACACACACCAUGCUGCCUGUAGAGCCCCAGUGCCAACAGAACGUGCACUCAGACACAACUGAUAGCUGGGAGGAAGCAGAACCCAUAGAACCGGAGGGUUUGGAGAACUCAUGCGCCACUUCCUCUCACCCGGAAGCUGAUGAGAGGCAGGCUGAGGUUGUGGAGUUUUCAGCAGGAUCUGAUGUUAGCGGUGUGCUUGAGGAGGUGAGGGAGUUUCUCCAACAGGGGGCACUGUGCUCACAGAGCAGGGCUGAAGAUAAACACACUGACACACCAGCAAGAGCUGAAGAGGAGGUGUGUGUGUCGAAGAGCAGUGUCGCAUCCUGGAUCAGACACCCUCCUGUAGACACUCUGAGUGUGAGGUUCACUCCUACUGCAGAAAGGGAACUCGCCGAAUUCCUGCCCCCUCACUGCUCAGACUUAGAGAGGCCGAAGUUCCAGUUCCUGAACGGUCCAGAGGAAGCAGCUGCCACCAUCCAGGGAGUUUUAGCAGCUGAUCCGAGAUCAGUUUACCGGAGAAAGUGCUGCAGCGAUCGCCUUUUCUUCUUCACUCUGGACACGGCUCAUGUCACCUGCUGGUUCGGGGACGAAUUCGCUGAAGUUCUGCGUGUGCAGCCCGUGACGAGAACAGAUACACAGGCUCAGGCUCAGAGUGCGCCUACCUCUGUCGCCUCGUCUCUCUCUCAGAUAUAAACUGUCUGUAAUAAAGAAAUACUCUGAAUCAUCAUUAUAACAACUUGUGAGUGUGUGCGCGCGUGUUACUCUAAUACUUUUAACAAUGUAAAAGCGCUAUGUAAAUUAACCUGAAUUAAAAUCGAACUUGCGGCACGGUGGUGUAGUGGUUAGCACUGUUGCCUUGCACCUUCAGGGUCCGGGUUCGAUUCUCGGCCAGGCUCGAUUCCCGUCUCUGUGUGCAUGGACUUUGCAUGUUCCUCUGGGUACUCCAGUUUCCUCCCACAGUCCAAAGACAUGCGGAUUUGGAUAAUUGGUUUUCCCAAUUAUGUUUCCAAAGCGGUAUAGACGAUGAAUGUUAGGGUGAAUUGAAUU